Messenger RNA from Betta splendens (Siamese fighting fish), 14492 nucleotides. It is a transcript of the gene enpp2, whose product is annotated as ectonucleotide pyrophosphatase/phosphodiesterase 2. NCBI's taxonomy places the organism in Eukaryota, Metazoa, Chordata, Actinopteri, Anabantiformes, Osphronemidae. Gene Ontology annotation, molecular function: zinc ion binding; phosphatidylcholine lysophospholipase A1 activity; phosphodiesterase I activity. The transcript is spliced from 28 exons. Bases 667 to 3303 code for a protein of 878 amino acids. The record is from RefSeq and is a predicted model, not a curated record. Gene Ontology annotation, biological process: phosphatidylcholine catabolic process; immune response.
UUCUGGCUUUUUUAUUUAUCCUUGAUUUGAAAAUACAUUUACAUUUCCGAAUACAUUUUUGAAUAUAUGUGCAGUACACACAUACUCAUCAGUUACAACCUGUUAAUCUCCACCAGCUUGGCCUGUUUUGUUAAUGGCCUUCAGACAUUGGACUAAAGUCUGUGUUUGAUUUGCUUUGAACUAUAUGUUCCUGUCUUAGUCCUCAUCUGAUGACAAAUGUAACAUAAUCCUAAAUUCCGUCAUGUUUUAGCAUACACAAAUGUUUGCCUUUACAGAACUUUGUAAGUAAACUAUGUUUACAUUUGAAAAUUCCAAUGACAGCUGCAAUUGUGUUUUUGACCUAGACAGUGUAAAACAGACCUUAUGGUUAUGUUAUGUAUAAAUUUAGAUAUUAAUAAGCGAAGACUUUAUGUAUAUAUACAAUAUGUAUGUCGUGCAGAUACAUUAGUUACAACCAAAAUGUCCAGUACAAACUUCUGUUAGGUUUGUAGCGUGCACAAGCCGUGGAGUUGCCGUUGUACCCGUUGGCACAUCAGAACCCUCCUCCUGCUUCAGUCCCUCCUAUCGGUCCUCACCUUCCUGUUCCCGUCAACGGUCCUUCUCUUUGGCGCUUGCUUUCAUGUCAUUGGCAUCACUGCAACAGACUACACCCAGGUCGACGGAGCUAUGUUUGUGCAGACACUGUUUGUUUGGAUCCUGUCGGUUCCGUGUGGCUCCAUGUGUUUGGCAUUUGUGUAUAAUCGGCCCAGACAUUCAGGGGAGGAUGGGACUGCAGCCAAGUCAGAGUCUCUUUCUGGACCUGAGUAUGUUCCCACCUCUGGCUCCUGCAGGAGCAGGUGUUUUGAGUUUGUUGAGCUGGAACCACCAAGCUGCCGCUGUGACAACCUGUGCAAGACGUACCUCAGCUGCUGCUCUGACUUUGACCAGCUCUGCCUUAGGACAGAGGGCGGCUAUGAGUGCAGUAAGGAUCGAUGUGGAGAGGCUCGAGAUGAACACCAUGCCUGUCACUGUUCUGAUGACUGCUUGGCUAGAGGAGAUUGUUGUACCAACUACAAGACACUGUGUAAAGGAGAUUUUUUGUGGCUGCAGGAAGAGUGUGAGGAGAUAAAGAGUCCUCAGUGUCCCCCUGGGUUUGUGCGCUCGCCUCUCAUCAUGCUGUCAGUAGAUGGAUUUAGAGCAUCUUAUAUGAACAGAGGAAGCAACAUCAUACCUAACAUUGAGAAACUCAAAAUGUGUGGAACCCAUGCUCCCUACAUGAGACCGGUGUAUCCCUCUAAAACCUUUCCCAACCUCUACUCACUGGCUACGGGCCUCUAUCCAGAAUCUCAUGGCAUUGUUGGCAACUCCAUGUAUGAUCCAGUGUUUGAUGCCACCUUCACCCUAAGAAGUAAAGAGAAACUCAACCAUCGCUGGUGGGGAGGACAACCAAUAUGGAUCACUGCUCUCAAACAGGGAGUGAAAGCUGCCACCUUCUUCUGGCCUGUUGCUAUUCCGUUAGAGAGGAGGAUACUGACCAUUUUACAGUGGCUGCACCUUCCUGAUGGCGAGAGACCCUAUGUUUAUGCUAUGCACUCUGAGCAGCCAGACACCUAUGGACACAGGGUGGGGCCAAAGAGCACAGAAUUGAACAACCCUCUGAAGAUGAUUGACAGAAUAGUUGGCCAGCUGAUGAAUGGACUUAAACAGAUGAAACUGCAUCGCUGUGUCAACAUCAUCCUGGUUGGAGAUCAUGGCAUGGAGGAGGCCCAUUGCGACCGCACGGAAUUCCUUAGUAACUACAUGACUAAUGUUGAUGACAUCAUUCUCAUACCUGGGUCUCUAGGCAGAAUACGUUCCAGAUACCCUAACAACAUGAAAUAUGACCCCAAGGCUGUUGUUGCAAAUUUAACAUGUAAGAAAGGAGGACAACACUUUAAACCAUACUUGAAGCAGCAUCUGCCAAAGAGACUGCACUACGCCAACAACCGACGCAUUGAAGACAUUCAUCUUCUCGUUGAGAGGAAGUGGCAUAUUGCCAGGAAGGUUCUUGAGGGCAGGAGGCCCUGUGGAUUCUCUGGUGAUCAUGGAUAUGACAACAAGAUCAAUAGCAUGCAGACUAUUUUUUUGGGGUAUGGACCAACAUUUAAAUUCAAGACCAAAGUUCCAGCUUUUGAAAACAUUGAGCUCUAUAAUAUAAUGUGUGAUAUUCUGGGCUUGAAACCUUCCCCCAAUAAUGGAACCCAUGGCAGUUUGAACCACCUACUGAGAAGCCCCCCCUACCAACCCACAAUGCCAGAGGAAGUGUCCAGGCCGACACCUUCAGUUCUUGGUCCUCCAAGAACUGAUGACCUGGGUUGCAGCUGUGAUGAAAAGUUGCGUGUAAAAAGUAGAGGCCAGAGAGCUUUGAAAGUGACCCUUGUACGAGGCUAUAACCUGGAGUCACUGUGGCUCUGUCUCUUACAGAACAAAGUGGAGGAGCUAAACCAGCGACUGAAGCAAGCUAAUGAUGACAGCAGGAAUCUCCCUUACGGUCGACCUGCUGUACUUUUCCGUACCAAGUACUCUGUCCUCCACCACAGUGACUACAUUAGUGGCUACAGUGAGGCUCUCUCUAUGCCUCUGUGGACAUCAUACACUGUCAGCAAACAACAGAUGGAAGUGUCUUCUCUGCCUGAAGCUGUUUCUAACUGUAUCAGACCUGAUAGCAGGGUGCCUCCAGUCUUUAGCCAGUUGUGUACUAACUACAGAGCAGAUAAACAGAUCACCUAUGUCUUCCUGUACCCACCACAGUUGUCCUCAAGCAAAGAGAGAAUACAUGAUGCAGUACUCAUCACGAACACUGUUCCCGUAUAUCCUGCAUUCAAGAGAAUAUGGGACUAUUUUCAGAAAGCACUGGUCAAGAAAUAUGCCACUGAGAGAAAUGGUAUCAACAUCCUCACUGGACCCAUAUUUGACUACGACUAUGAUGGUGUCAGAGACCCCUUUGAGAAAAUAAGAGAGACUAGCAGUGGGACAGUGCCCAUACCCACACAUUACUUUGUGGUCCUGACCAGCUGUUUGGACUUCACAGAGACAGCAGACUCCUGCAGCGGUCCUUACAGCAGCAAUGCAUUCAUCCUGCCACACAGAUCAAGCAAUGAUGAGACCUGCAAUAGUUCAGAAGAGGAGUCACGCUGGGUAGAAGACCUGAUGAAGAUGCAUACAGCUCGGGUCAGAGACAUUGAAAUCCUGACGGGCCUAGACCUGUACCGCAGAACCAGUCGAACUUAUGCUGAGAUCCUGUCCUUAAAGACCUACAUGCAUACAUAUGAGAGUGAGAUCUGAGUUAGCAUGAAUCUCACCAAAGCAUUAACUAUCGUGGAUGUAUGUGCUAUGAGAAAGAAAUUUUCUGUCACAUUCUCGAGUCUAUUGCUGCCAUUUACAGCAUCCAUGUUUUGGGCCUUGGUGUAAUCUAUUUUACUUAAUGUCUCAAAUUUUAAUGCACAAAUCAAAAAAUAAAAGUAAUUUAGUGUUGUGUGAUUAGACAGGUUACUGAGGUCAGGCCAUAUUCACACCGUUACGGAAUCUGUGAAGUACAGUCCCUCUCAUUCAUUUAAUGAGGGGAAAGGUGUGUCCAUUUGUAUGAUGUAAAAAAUUAUAAGCUUCCUAAAUAUGUUUCUCUAAUAUAUAGCAAUGAAGUCCAUUAUUUUGUAGCGUGAAAUGAACAAGUCAAGCUGGAUCUGUGGGAUAGGAGCCUGUGCCUGUCUGCUCCCCCCUCCCACCACCAGAGAGCACCCCUGACUCCUCUGGUCCUGGACUCCACACCACGUCCUUGAUCAGAUGAACAAUCAUGACUAGCCUGUAAGCAUUAGUUGGGUUAUGUUUUCUUCCUGUUAAUGAAUUUGAGAGCUUCUUAGUAGCUUUAGUCCAGUUAAACACCAGGCUGUUUUACACUUGACUAUGAAGCCGAUUAAACAGUAUCUAUGUGGCACAGAGACCUAUGAUCCAUGUAAAUGAUUUGCCCUUGCUGGGAGUUAACGGGUGACUGUUGGAGUAGCGCGGCUGAUCAUCUGUUGCGUUGAGCUUCACAAAUGUCACCUGUCACCAAACUCUUAUUAUCUCCUGACACUAAUAUGCUGGUUGUCUAGGUGGUAUCCUUCAAACAAAGCGGGCUUUGUGGAUAAUUAGAGUAGUUUUUGGGGAAAACCUGGGCUGAUAAGAAAAGACAGUGUCUUUCCCAUGUUGGAUGAAGCCUCUCUACAAUCUUUGUGCAGAUAUCAUAAGUAAAUAUGACAUAGUAUGUCAGUAAAAUGUAGAAUAAAAACUCAAGUAGACCAGUGCUCUGAGAGCAGAAGAUUUCUGCUGGAAGCAUAAGGAGUUAUGAGGUCUUUAAGAUAAGAAGGAGCUUUAUCAUUAAGUACUUUGUAGGUGAGUAGGAGAAUUUUAAGUUCUAGGCAGCCAAUGCAGGGAAGCUAAUGUAGGAGAAAUCUGAUCUCUCUUUUUAAGUCCUGUCCAAACUCUAGCUGCAGUAUUUUGAGUUAGCUUUAGGCUUUUUAAUUAGGCCACAUGUAUCCCCAGAUAGGGGGCAGUGUGUUUUACAGGAUAAACAAAUGCAUAAACAAAUGCACGAAUAUAGACAUGCCUAACGUCAAUUUAAACAGUAGAGUGAGGGCUACAGCACUAUAUAAGUGUCGUUCAUGUACGUCAAACACAGACGAAGAUAUGAUACAAUAAACCGUUAGUAUGUAGUUAGAAUUAUAGCCAGCCCUGGGCUAGUUUGCAACCCAUUUAUGGUUCUGCCACUGUGAUACAGCAACACACAUAAACAAGAGCUCAAAGGGAUAUGCACCGAGGCAUGCUAGCUAUCACAUGUGGUAAGGUAUGAGCCAAAGAAUAACAUACAAUGUACACAUAAAUAUCAUCACACAAAGUCCAUAUUACUAGUGAACCGAUCCUAUUCUUAGUAAUUUCUACCUUCUCGGAGGUUACCCACUCACUCUGUUACUAACUAGCCCUCCCACAGAGCUUGUCUAAAGUGAUUUAUAGGGGGGGCUUUUUUUAAUUGCACCAGGGCCACAAAAUGUGAUCAGCCAUUUUUACUGACUACCAGUCCUGUCACUCUUGUGUUGGUGUUUUUAGGCCAAUUCCAUAGAUUAUAACAAGUAAAAAGACACCUCACUGGCCACAGUCAGUUGUUGCUAGGCAGAGAUAUGGCUGCACAGACACCUGCCCCCCCAGUGACCUGUAAAGUGACAGAUCUGGACACGUGGUCACGAAUGAACACUUUCAUAUAUGUUUAGAUUGGUAUAGGUACUGUAAGUGGAGUUUGGAUAUACUGAUCACUUUUAUUGCUGUUUUAGGUGGAUAGUGGAAAAACAUACAGAAUAUCCACACUGGGAAACUCCUAAACUCAAUUGACUGUUGCAUAAGGAGGACAUGACAAUAUCUGAAUUAAAGAGUUUCCUCCAGUCACAUUUAGGAGAGACAUCCUCUGCCCAGGAUACAGGAUAUGACCGAUACCUUAGGGGGGCACUCGAGGUUUAGUAUCCUGGAUCAAGGCAAGGCAUACCACCAAGGGUUUAUGGUAGAGGGCUUGCGGCAUCGAUUCAAUUCAAUUCAAUUUUAUUUAUACAGCGCCAAAUCACAACAAAGUUAUCUCAAGGCACUUUACAAAGUAAGGUUUAAAACCUCACAAAACUAAACCCAACAAAUCCCACAUACAGCAAGCAUUUAGGACUGCUUUCGUUUCUCCUUGGGGGUGUACGUGUGGAUAAAGAUUCCCUUUGGACUCUCCAACACACCUGCAGCUUUUCAAAGAAGUAUGGAAGAAAUGUUAAGCUCACUCAGGGAUGAAUGCUGCAUUCCCUACCUGGAUGAUAUUGUGUUAUGCAAAAAACAUUUAAAAACCAUGUAGAGGGUGUUUGCAGGGUCCUCAAAGCAGUUCAAAAUUUUCCAGCCUUUCAAAAAGGCUGGAAAAAUGUGAAGUCUUUCAGAAAUAAGUGUGAUAUGUGGGCAGGUGAGACAAUUGCACAGGGGUCCUCAGCUACUAUUGAAGUUACAUACAGGAUUUUUUUUCGUAUAGCAAAGCCACUGUAUGAUCUUCUGCACAUGAAACCUAAAAUGUUGUCUAUACAGGCCUGACAUACCAAGUUACAGGAACCUCAGCUUCCUUCGAAAGCCCCUGUAAGAUGGUGUGGUGAGCAGCAAAAAGCCCUAAAUAAGCUCAUUGGCAUGCUCACUAGCCUCAUAACAGGGCCUUGGCGCAGUUCUCUACCUGCGUCAGAACAGCAAGAUGAGGGUUAUAGGGUAUGGUUCUAGAACACUGUCACCAGCUGAGAAAAAGUGUUGGCACUUAAUUGGGCAGUAUAUCAAGCGUUUAGAGACUUUCUCUGAUAUGUCUAUCUGCUAACUACCUCCCACUACAGUCACUCACCCAUACAAUAUUUGUGCAAACUCUGUGCAUCAUUAUAUAUCCAGUACAUAUUUACACAAUGUGCAACAAUUUUUCUGUGCAACAUUUGUGCAAACUGGUACAAGAUUUAUAUUUACUGUGCAAUAACCCCUGCAAGACCUCAUACUCACUCUACAGUACCUGUACCAGUGGCGUGCAGUGAGGUUGAAGGCUGGUGAGGCACUGACUUCUCCAGAGUCAGACUUACAAUAAAAGAACUUGAAUUAGUAUUUUUAUGUUCACUAUUGGCAAACACAAUUACUUUAAUUAUAACAGAGGAACAGAGGGGACCAAACAGUGAUACUGGCUUUAACUCGCUUUACUCACUUAAAACAGAACUUUGACUUUAAAAAAAUACCACAGGACCUAUCACACUUACUGUACAAUGAACAAUAAUAAAAACAUGAGACUUUGCUUUCGGUUAACACAGGACUUCUGCCUUAUUUAGUUAACACAGGACUACAAAUCAACACAAGACUUUGACUUUACUUGACUUAAAGAUCUACUGUAAGUUGGUGUCAUCAGUUAUUUUUUUGAAAACUGAAAACCAUUUGUGGUCUUAGUUUUAUAUAUUUUAUACAAUACCCCGUGUUAGGCCAGACGUUAUCACAGGUUUAAAGGGGUCAUAACAUGCAAAAUCCACUUUUUUGACAUUUUGGAGCGUUCCUAUGACUCUAUGGGUCACAUAUACACACACUGAGCACGGUAGAAAUGAAUUUCCUCCUUUUUUCAAAUUUUGAAAACGUAAAUUUUCUCAUCCAAUGAAAACAAACCACAACCUACUCUGAGACCGUGUCCCAGGUUUUGUCACACUGGUAGGAAGUUCUCCUUGCAAAUCCUGAACCACCACCCCCACAAUGAUCCCAAACCAAAACUGGUCACAGGUCACACAGGUACGCAAACACAAGGCGGUGGGCUGUCAAACCCAGACAGCACUGCGGGCUGUUGGGACACAGCUGUCUCGCAGAACAUUAGAAGCUCACCACAGGAGUAAAGGUAUGUACAGUAUGAUGAUCGUUUUUAUAUUUUGAUUGUUACAACAGUAUGGCACUAUUCAGUAUUCUGUAUACUAUUCUAGAUUUGAUUUAGAAGAUUUUUUCUCUUUGCUAGGUCAACAGGCUACAGUUGAAAGCAGAGACUUUGGUGUCAGCACAGUUGGUGCUUUUCAAUUACCUGUCCUGUCAUCUACACCUAUUAAAAGACCAUCUAAGCGAGCACGUUUGGAGCUGGAGGAGGAUGAUGAUCCUUUAGAAGGAUCCUCAGUCACUGAGCCUUCCCUUCAGCAUGAUGAAACCUAUGAACCUGGAGAUACUACAACAUCCAGAUCUGAAAUUGACACUUCGUAAGUUCAUCUGAAUAACUGGCUGUUGAUUAUUAUAACUGUUGUACACAUAUAUUAGGGAUAUAUGGAUCAUAUAUUAUGUCAAUGCGAUCCAUCUGCUCUUGUUUUUAAGUGCUGUACAAAGUACCUCACUCCACAACCAGGCAAAAUACAUUGUUUAUGAGUCUUGUCUAAUGGAACAGUUUGAGUAUUGUCCUGUAUGCAAAACGGAGGUGUGAGGUCAAGACAAGGAGGUUAGGGACCUUCCUGGCUGUGGAACAGCUCUGCACACACUGUCUGUUUUUAAAAAGAUGGAAUAGCCAACCUUUAGUUGGUAGUACCCCAGCAGGCAACAUUCAUCUGUCUGCUGCAAUUUACAUCAGUGGCGCUUCGUAUUUCAAAUUUCAAAACAUUGCAAGGGCGAUGAAGCUCUAUAUGUUCGAAUUCAACACUUUCCGGCGACAUUCCAGGAGCUUUGUGGAACCUGCUAUCAUCAGUGUCUGGAAAACCUGGCAGAAUUCCAUACUCCUUCGCCUAAGUCAGAAGGACAAGGUUAUUUUUGGAGGUGAUAUGAGGGCUGACUCGCCAGGGCACUCGGCUAAAUAUGGAAGCUACACCAUGGUGGACCUCACGACCAACAAAGUGCAGUUGGUUCAGAGUAAUGAGGUCGGUGGAAGCCACAAUAUGGAGAAAGAGGGACUAAGGCGGAGCUUGGCUAAAAUGUCACAGCAUGGAGUCAAAAAUUAAAGAAUAACUUUAAAUUAAAAUUUAAAUAUAUAAAUUUAUUUAAAUAUAUAAUAUUUAAAUAAAUAUUAAAUUCUUUCUGUAAAGAAUAAACAUUCAGGCAUACUGGCUCCAGUCCUGGAUGGUCAACAAUACAUUAUGGUGGGUUUGGCAACUGAUUCAGACUGUCACGAUCUGGGUUUUUGUUUCUUGUUUUAUUCUGAAGGACUCUGGUUUUACUUACGUUUUAGUUUUCUGUUAUAUUUUGGUAGUACUUCCGGUUUCUGUUUUCAUCUGGUUUGUUCCUGUUUCACGUCCCGGUCUCAUUACACAUACCUGUCUGUUAUUAGUAAUCACCGCCAGCAUUUAGCCACCACCUGAUACCUCAGUUAUAGUACGUAAGUCGUCCCCUUCCAGCAUUCAAUUGUCAACUUACCUCGACUUUGACCCUGUUCCGUGUUCCCGACUUCUGAUUAUCGCCUGAUCCUGACUGGUACCGUAUGUUGUAGAUUCUGUUACCGAACAUUGCCUGUUUACUGGAAGUGACUUAGCCUAAUCCCUCUGUGCUUCAAUCUUCGUGCCUGCAAGUGUAUUACCUGGACUGUCUGGAACUACGAUUUUGUAUUAAAGCCCUUUACCUUUACCAUCUGUCUGCUGCAUUUGCACUGCGCAUUUGAGUCCGCUCUCUGCCGUUCCCUGACACAGACGUCUCUGAACCUUAGUUUCAAAACAAGUGGUAAAAUUUAUCUAAAGAUUGAUAUCAAACCCCACUUUAUAUUAAUAAAAUUGUUAUACAUACCUGUGCAAUCUCUUGACAGCAACAGUUUUCAGCUUCUGUAGGCAUAGACUGGCACUUUCCACAUUGGCACCUAUUUAAAACACAAAUAUGGGAAAAUUUAAUCUUCGACUAAGACUAUAAUAAUCCCAUUUUAGAUACAUUUUCAGUCACAGCAGCAGGACGUGCAAGACAAACGUUUAACAUAUGUUUUUAGAUUAUUUAGUUGAGCUCUGCUCCCAAACAUGCUUUUAUAUAUACGUAUAAUUAAAACCUAAGCAGUGUUUUCUAUUAACCACUUUUAGUAAGUCAUGUCAACAAUGCCUUGUUCAGGUAAUUCAAGCUGCAUCGGCCAUUAGCAACCUAAUACUAGCAACUGCUAGCAUAAACAGUAGCAACAGGUAACCGCAAGAACCACUAAUCACGCUAACCCUAAACCUUGUAUAACUGAAAUAAAUUGAUGUAAGUGAGAAAUUUUCAUUGAGACACAUCUUGUAUCAUCCGAAAUGUGGUGACUUCAACAGCCUCCUCUUGAGCGUCAGGGUCAGAUUCGGGAUCAUAGAUGUAUGGCCGUACUAUACUACCGGACCAGCUAGCCAUUGUCUGUUAGAAUGUAUUCAAUUACCGUGCAUGCCGUGAGUCCUGUAGUGGGUCUUCUUCUUCUGUGGAGGAUUGCAGUGGAUUGCACCCUCAAUGUUGCGCUACCGCCACCUAUCGUAUCCUAACCCUGCGGUGGCUCGUACCAAUAAAGCCAAGAAAAAAAAAAAGAAAAAAAAGGUAUGCGCUUCCGCACAGAGGUGUGGCGAGCAGCUUCUCUUGCGACACGCCCAGAAAACAGCCUGUUCACUGAGUGUGACUGAAAACCACACAUUGACAGGGGCUAUGUGGACGAUCUAUAGGCGCAUAUAAAUGCGCAUAUUCAGUGAUUUUACUUGUGGAAAUGUUAAGAAAUUUUGAAAAAAGGGAGAGGAGUGGAGGAGCAGUGAGCAGCCAGGACAGGUGCACCACCUUUCCUGAUUGACACCUUUCCAUGCUGCCUGGUGCAGGCCUGGUGCAGGCAAAGAGUUUCAAGUGGCAAAAGAACAAGACUUAAUUUGGUAGCUGUAUUGUUGCCCACUGAAGGGGGUGACCAGGAUCCCCAAGCACUCUCUCAGGCCAUCAGCAUAAAGGAGUUGGGAGUCUGGAACAACGUAGACAAUCUGGCAAGGUACUGGGGUGAGAGGUGGUGCUUAAAUACUAGAAGCCUAAUUACUGAUGACAUGCAGGUGGUGUUAACAAGAACCGGAAGUGAAGCUGGGUUAACUGGGUAUGGAACCAAACAGGAAGUGGUGACAAAAUAAAACCGGACAUGACUGAAAACGUAACUAAGAAACAUGGAAUAUGACAGAACCCCCCGUCUAGGACGGAUUCCUAGACGGCCCAGGGAGCUCUGGUGAGGUUCGGGUCCAAGAUGUGACCGUGUAUGUUGGCGCUUCGGAACGGUGGCGGUCUGCUGCCUUCUUGUAGUGUUCCUGGGUGAUUAGCAUGGUUCGUCUAGCCUGGGCCCAGGUGCGCCGGCAGCGUCUCAGCAGGGCAUGAGCAGACGGAAUGAUGAUCUCCUUCUCCAACAACGGGAAGAGAGGCGGCUGGUAUCCGUAUGCACACUGGAAUGGACACAUGCCGGUGGAGGUGCAAGGUAAAGUAUUGUGUGCAUAUUCUACCCACAGUGCUGGCUCCAGGAUGUUGGGUUGGUGGAGGCAAGAAGACGGAGGCCGGUUUCCAAUUGCUUAUUCAUGCGCUCCCUCUGACCAUUGGCUUCGGGGUGGUAACCAGAGGUAAGGCUUACUUGGGCUACGAGCAGAUCACAAAACUGCUACCAAAAACGAGACACGAACUGAGGCCUUUGGUCUGAGACAACGUCUUUGGGAAACCCGUGCACCCGGAAGACAUGUUCCAACACUGCCUGAGCUGUCUGCUUAGCUGAGGGAAGCUUAGGUAGGGGGGAAAAUGGGUUAGUCUGGAGAAUCGAUCAAUGACUGUGAGGACAACUGUGUUAUCCCUGGACGAUGGAAGGCCCGUCACGAAGUCCAGGGCAAUGUGGGACCAAGGACGAUGUGGAAAUGGUAGAGGCUGGAGGAACCCCAGAGGUGGCUUGUGCGAUGAUUUAUGGGCGGACCACUCAGGGCAGGCAGCCACAUACUCCCAUACAUUUUUGAGGACGGAUGGCCAACAGAACCACCACCAGGUGACUGCCCCUAAAAGACAAGAAGUUGGCAGGAUGGUGGUGGGUUCCAUGACCUCAGACUCGGACUCGUGCACUCUUGAUAAGGCAUCUGGUUUGCCGUUUCUGAAUGCAGCGCGAUAUGAGAGGUGAAAAUUGAAUCGGGCAAAUAACAGGGCCCAACGGCCCAUCUUAGUGUUUUCUCUAAUGGUGAGAAUUUUAUUAGCAAAGUAGUUCAUAAAGUCAUUGCUACUAAGAUUUAAUGGUCCAUGCACACGCUUUUUUCAUGCUCCACAUUGCUUUUAAGCUCUCGUCCACAACGCUCUAUUUUCGGAGUGUGUCGUAAGCUAAACUGAUCGCCACACCCCUUUGAGGAAGCGCAUAGCCGUGAUCCGUCGCGGGAAUCAAACGCCACGGUCACUGAAUCCAUUGUAAAAGCAAAACUGGCUAACUCAUCCUCUUUCAACCAUAUAUUUGAUCCAAAAUCUGACUCUGAAGUAUAAUGGGAGGCUGUUGAAGUGGUUACACUUCGACUGGCGCAAGGUACGUCUAACUGGCAAUUUCACAUUUUAUUUAAUUUUUUGAUUUAUAUAAUACGUAACUUGAUUAGCUGCUAAUACUAAUGGUUGCCAAUAAGCAGCCUGGAUUAAUACAAGAGAAUAUUCAUAAUAACACGACUACAGAUUGUUUGGGAGCAUAGCUCGAUAAACUUAAAGUUUUUUUCUUUCUCGUUCUGCUGCUGUGUCAAAAUAAGUUUUCCAUAAUGGGGUCUUCAGCUGCAGCUUAUAUUUUGCCGUAUUUGUCUGUAAGUUGUUUGUAAGUGCCAAUGUAGGAAUGGUGAAUGCCUACAGAGGCAUGGUGUGACAGCAACUGUUGCUGUCAAGAUAUUGUAUGUGUUCAUUACUUUUAUUAAUGUGACAUGGUAUUUGAAAUUAAAAUUUUGAUAAAUCUUACCUCAAGACGCCUGAACCAGUUGCCAAACCUACUGUCAUGUAUGGUUGAUGAUCCAGGACUGGAGCCAGUAUGAUUGAAUGUGUAUUCAUUACAGAACACAUUUAAUAUACAGUAUAUCAGACAAUGGAAUAAAUGGAAUGGAAUAAAUCAGUAUCUCAGAAAUUCAUAAACAAUUUUAGAACAUUUUUCUAUAUACAGAUCAAUCAUAACGUACCUGGAAACUCUGGUUACAAACCUAAUUUUAGUUCUAAAUACAUAUUGACGUAAUAUAUUUUAAUUGCUUUUAGUAAGGUGUAUGAUAUAUAAAGUGCUAAUAUAUAACUAAUAGAAAUGUAGUUAUUGUUUUUUUCUUCAUAAAUUUGACAGUACUAUGUGUCAGGACUCGCAGGGAGUGGACAGGAGUGAGGGACCCAAACGCACAGCUCAGGAGACAGACUGAUAAUGAACCAGGUUUAUUUGGUAUAAACCAAGAUGGCAGGCAAAAACAGGAGUCGGGCAGGCAAUCGUCAGAACCAGGAAAACACAAUCUUCAGGCAGAGGUACAGGCAAGGACAAGGCAAACACGGUCAAAAAACGGGCAUGAAACAAAACCAUGGACUUACUCUGAGUUGGCUGGAAGACUGACAAACCGGGUGCUCGACAACAACAAACUGGCAGAGAACAAAGGGACGUCCAGGUACUAAAAUGCAGGAAGGUGAUUGAUGACGAGACACAGCUGGUGAUGACAUGACAGGAGACAAAGGUGAACUAGGCAAGACAGGACAGAAGCGGAAGUGCAUGAAAAUAAAACAGGAAGUAAACACAUGACUUAGUGAACCAAACUGAAGCAGACCGGAACCAAGACCGGGAACGACAAAAUAAAACAGGAAAUGAACACAACAGCCCAGGUUCAUGACACUAUGUCUGUGUGCAUCUCAAGUUGUUGCAGGUAUCUAGUCUAGAGAAGUCUGUUCAGCUGGUGCUGGGGACGUCUAGGGCGAAGAGUCCAAGUUGUCAUCUCACCUUUCCUGGUCUGGAUCAGGGCAGUGUUUCCUGAGGGACAAGACACCUAUGUUGGACUUAGACCACCUGUGGAAUACCUAAAUUAUUGUUUUUGUGGCAAUACCUCAAUAAAAGUUGAAAAAUUAUAAAACAUUUGUCUGUUUUCCCUCAUAAAAAAUAGUUCAGUGAACCAGCAAUAGUCAAAGCCAACUUUAUUGUCAACCAAUGCACCAGCACUAUGAUGCUGGAUAAGUUACCUUCACAGCUCAAUGUGCAGACCACAAAAUAAAUGGGUAGGAUUCAUAGUUAUGUUGAAAGCAUAGUUUCUGGAGUGGAACAGGUACAGUCAUGGGCAGUUGGCUGGGGAGAUGUGAGGAUCUUUUUUGUCUUCAGAUGUUGGAAGACAUCGGAAGCAGUGCAGCUGCUGUACAGAUGGAGGAUGCAGCUGUUUUCCUUGACACCACUCUAGAAGGUAUUGAGUGUAGUAGAUUAAUGAAAUGACCAGUAUUUCCUAUAUAUUCCACAACCCUCACAAAUGUAAACAAUAUAUAGAGGAAGUUACAUCAGUUUUAAUGGUGUUUGGAGCAAACACGUUUUAAACUUAUUUUAUAGUGCUGGUUUGUUAAAUCUUAGCAUGACAUUAAUGACCUCCUUUCUGUCAGGUUGCUCAAAUUCUGCUCAGAGGGCCGGUGGGACAGGGAUGUUUACAAGGUCCUCCAUAGAACAACCUGAGUCCAGCAGGACUUGAAGAUGGUCUCCAUCACAUUUUCCACAUAAUCUGCACCAUAACAAGAGAAUUACAAAUGACCCGUCAAAAGACUAAAAUAUCAAAAAGUUGACUAACCGCAUACAGAGAAAAUACAUAGACAAUAAUAUAGAUCAGAUUAUGAAUACCACAACUACUGAAAUGUGAAAUGCUAAAUCUCUGUCAAAUAAAACUGCCUAUUGGCCAACAAAUUAUCAUACUGCUGCUAAAUGUACAUACCUUUGCUCCUGAGGUGAGCAACAACUCUUCUACAAGUUAGCCGUGUGUCCACAGCCUGCAGUGGCGUCAGUUUGAGAAACAACCGCCUCGUGUUUUGGAAGCUGGAAUGCAUCAGCCUGUAUAAAAAAAAAAAAAAAAAUAUUG